Messenger RNA from Drosophila elegans, 2201 nucleotides. RefSeq names its product long-chain-fatty-acid--CoA ligase heimdall. Gene Ontology annotation, cellular component: endoplasmic reticulum; membrane. Gene Ontology annotation, molecular function: long-chain fatty acid-CoA ligase activity. The transcript is spliced from 2 exons. The coding region runs from base 37 to 2082 and encodes 681 amino acids. The record is from RefSeq and is a predicted model, not a curated record. NCBI's taxonomy places the organism in Eukaryota, Metazoa, Arthropoda, Insecta, Diptera, Drosophilidae.
ACCUGACCGCGUUUAUUCGUUGGGCUCGCCUUCAGCAUGAACGACCUCAAGUCAGCCACGAGCUAUACGAGCACCUCCCUUCACGAGGCUGUCAAACUGCGCCUGGACGAGCCGGGAUCCUUUUCGAAGUCAGUCCUGCCGCAGACGAUUCCCCAGUUCUUCAAGGAGGCAUGUGAGAAGUAUGCCGAUCUGCCCGCCUUGGUGUGGGAAACGCCAGGAUCGGGAGUCGAUGGUUGGACCACUCUAAAAUAUGGCGAAUACCAGCAGCGAGUGGAGCAGGCCGCUUUGAUGCUGCUGAGCGUAGGAGUCGAGGAGCGCAGUUCGGUGGGUAUCCUGGCCUUCAAUUGUCCUGAAUGGUUCUUUACUGAGUUUGGAGCUCUACAAGCUGGAGCCGUAGUUGCUGGCAUUUAUCCAAGCAACUCGGCGGAGGCAGUUUAUCAUGUCUUGGCCACCGGCGAGUCCUCCGUUUGUGUGGUGGACGAUGCCCAGCAGAUGGCCAAAUUGAGGGCAAUUAAGGAACGUUUGCCCCUGCUCAAAGCUGUGAUCCAGCUGCACGGACCCUUUGAGGCCUUCGUCGAUCAGGAACCCGGCUUCUUCAGCUGGCAGAACCUGCAGGAGCGCACCUUCUCCAGCGAACUCAGAGAGGAACUGGUGGCCCGGGAAUCCCGGAUUCGUGCCAACGAGUGUGCCAUGCUGAUCUUCACCUCUGGCACAGUGGGUAUGCCCAAGGCGGUAAUGCUGUCCCACGACAACAUCAUUUUUGACGCCAAAUCCGCGGCGAUUGGCCUGAAGGAUGUGCAAGUCGGCAAGGAGAGCUUCGUGAGCUACCUGCCGCUGAGUCAUGUGGCUGCCCAAAUUUUCGAUGUCUUUCUGGCUCCAGUUCAUGCCGGAUGUGUUACCUUUGCGGACAAGGACGCGCUCAAGGGCACGCUGAUCAAAACCUUUCGCAAGGCCAGGCCAACGAAAAUGUUCGGAGUUCCACGCGUUUUCGAGAAACUUCAAGAACGUCUGGUGGCCGCAGAGGCCAAGGCGAAACCCUAUUCCAGACUCCUUCUAGCUCGGGCUAGAGCGGCUGUGGCCGAACACCAGAUAACACUGAUGGCGGGAAAAUCCCCAUCCAUUUAUGGAAGUACCAAGUACUGGCUAGCUUCUCGCAUCAUAAAGCCCAUUCGUGAGAUGAUAGGACUGGACAAUUGUCGUGUUUUUCUGACCGGUGGAGCUCCCACCUCGGAUGAGAUGAAGCAGUUCUUCCUUGGUUUGGACAUUCCACUGGGCGAGUGCUAUGGAAUGUCGGAAAGCGGUGGUGCCAUCACCCUGAAUGUGGAAAUCAGCAAUUUAUACAGUGCCGGGCAGGCAUGCGAGGGAUUGACACUGAAGAUCCACGAGCCCGACUGCAAUGGCCAGGGGGAGAUCUUGAUGCGGGGUCGCAGCAUUUUCAUGGGCUAUCUGGGAUUGCCGGAAAAGACCGAGGAGUCGAUCAAUGAGGACGGCUGGCUGCACUCCGGCGACUUGGGCUACUUCGAUGCCAAGGGAAAUCUGGUGAUCUCCGGUCGACUCAAGGAGCUGAUCAUCACCGCCGGCGGGGAGAACAUUCCCCCGGUGCACAUCGAGGAGCUGAUCAAGAAGGAGCUGCCCUGCGUGAGCAAUGUGCUACUCAUCGGCGAUCAUCGUAAGUAUCUGUCGGUGUUGCUGUCCCUGAAGACGAAGUCCGAUGGCAAGACGGGGGUUCCCCUGGACGCACUGCGCGAGGAGACGAUCGAGUGGCUACGCGAUCUGGACAUCCAUGAGACCCGUCUCUCCGAUCUCCUGUCCAUUCCCGCCGAUCUGCAGCUACCCAACGACACUGCCGCAGUGGCAGCUGCCCUGGAAAUCAGCGCUGAGCCCAAGCUCCUGGAAGCCAUCGAGGAGGGCAUCAAGCGGGCCAACAAACAUGCCAUCUCGAAUGCCCAAAAAGUGCAGAAGUUCGCCCUCAUUCCCCACGAGUUUUCACUGGCCACCGGAGAACUGGGUCCCACGCUCAAAAUCAGGCGAAAUAUUGUCCACGCCAAAUACUCGACAGUCAUAGAGCGUCUGUACAAGUAAUACAGUUUAACAAUGCAUUUUUUAGCUUAGGUCUAGAUUUUAUUACUCAAAGUUUACAAUGUAAUCGAUUCUUAUAUUAAAUAUAUUUUAAGACAUAAUAAACUCAAUAUAUUUGUUUA